Messenger RNA from Zootoca vivipara (common lizard), 6979 nucleotides. RefSeq names its product ephrin B1 (gene EFNB1). Gene Ontology annotation, molecular function: ephrin receptor binding. The record is from RefSeq and is a predicted model, not a curated record. NCBI's taxonomy places the organism in Eukaryota, Metazoa, Chordata, Lepidosauria, Squamata, Lacertidae. Gene Ontology annotation, cellular component: plasma membrane. Gene Ontology annotation, biological process: axon guidance; ephrin receptor signaling pathway.
CGCCUGCUCGCGGGUGUAGAGCGCGGACAGGGGUGCGCGGCGCGCCAGUCGGGGUUUGGCGGCCGGAGAGUGCGCGUCGUUGGAGCGCAGCGAGGAGGAGCAGCCCGGGAAGGAUUGCUUAGCCUGGCCGGAGGAAGAGGAAUCGCAGCCGGCUAUGGGAGCUGCCUGAAGCCGCCGCAGGAGGCGCCGUGGAGGAUCGGGGAUUUACUUUUCGUCCGUGGUGUGGAUUUAACAGGGGGAGUCGGAAGCGCAGGCGCCGGAAAGCCGGCGGCGGAGGCGGCGGAGGAGGAGGAUGGGCCGCCCGGAGGGGACCCACGACGGCCGCCGCCUCCUCUGCCGUCGGCUGCUGCUGGGACUGCUGCUCGCCCUGUGCCGCCUGGCGCCGCCACUGCUGGCCAAGAGCCUCGAGCCCGUCGCCUGGAGCGCCGCCAACCCAAAGUUUGUGUCUGGAAAGGGACUGAUCAUCUACCCAGAAAUUGGGGACAAGCUGGACAUUAUCUGCCCAAAGGCUGAGCCCUCCAGGCCCUACGAGUACUACAAGCUCUACCUGGUGAAGCGUGGCCAGGCAGACUCCUGCAGCACCAUCAUGGACCCCAACGUGCUGGUGACCUGCAACCGGCCUGACCAGGAGAUCCGCUUCACCAUCAAGUUCCAGGAGUUCAGCCCCAACUACAUGGGCCUGGAGUUCAAGAGGCACCAGGACUAUUUCAUCACCUCUACGUCCAACGGGUCUCUGGAGGGUUUGGAGAACCGGGAAGGCGGGGUCUGCCAGACACGCUCCAUGAAGAUCAUAAUGAAAGUGGGCCAGGAUCCGAAUGCUGUGAUGCCCGAGCAGCUGACGACCAGCCGGCCUAGCAAGGACUCUGACAAUACAGUCAAAAUUGUCACACAGAGCCCACGCAACCGGCUCCCACCUGUGGAGGACCCUGGGAAGCCAGACCCCGUCAACCAGGAUGGGCAGGACGGCCAGAGCCCCGGCGACGGCUUCUUCAGCUCCAAAGUGGCUGUCUUUGCUGCUAUCGGGGCGGGCUGCGUGAUCUUCAUCCUCAUCAUCAUCUUCCUUGUGGUUCUGCUGAUCAAGCUGCGCAAGCGCCACCGGAAGCAUACACAGCAGCGGGCGCAGGCCUUGUCACUCAGCACCCUGGCCAGCCCCAAGUGCGGUGGCAGCGGCGGCUCAGAGCCCAGCGACAUCAUCAUCCCCUUGCGGACUACAGAGAACAACUACUGCCCUCACUACGAGAAAGUGAGCGGGGACUACGGGCACCCCGUCUACAUAGUCCAGGAGAUGCCCCCGCAGAGCCCGGCAAACAUUUACUACAAGGUUUGAGGGAGCAGCAGCCUUGGAAAUGCUUUCUAGAAACUGGGGCUCAGGGGGGCAGGGCAGCCUCUGCCAGGAACCCCUCCUGCCUGAACCGUGCUUGCGACUGCACUGCACAGCAGAGGGCGGAAGGCGGUCCACCUGCUGCCACAGUGAAGCGCAGAGAACCCUUGUCCCUCCCGCCCUUCUCCCUUUUCUCCAGUAAUUUAGUUUUGUAGUUCGGAGAUUUUGUAGUUGAGGAGGACGAGGAGGAAGAAGAAGGACCUCGCCAGCAGACCCUUCUGCCUCGGGAGUGCCGAGGUCUUCGCCGCCGCCCUCCCCCCCAGCACGUACCGCUGUUCGUGCUUGGGCUUUGUGCCUUUUCCCUCGCUCUUCGGACGUGUCCAGGGAACGUCACCGUCGCCGUCACUUACUCUUUCCCAUUUUUGUUUUCGAUUCCACUACUCCAAGCUUUUAUGAUUUCAGGUGUUCUCAGGGCGGGGUGUAAAUGUGUGUGUGUUUGUGCACGCCAGGUCAGCUGUCCUUAAACCUGGUGCUCCAGGGUAAGUUGGGAAAGGAAGCUGUUUGCCGGUGUGGCAAAGAUGGAGAACCUGUGGAGUAAGGGGAGGUGUCUGGUCCUGACUUUCUCCUGCGACAUAAACUUUUUUGUAACUUCCUUUUGAAGUCGCGGAGUGUUGGGACUAGAGUCGCUGCCGCCAACCUUCCAAGCUUCCUUUAACUAUUUGCUACACACAUAACUCCCCCAGCCGGGGGUCAAACCAGGGCCCUGGGGACCAGCAUCCUCCCCUCUCUUCCAAUGACCCUCUUUGCCAUUUCGAGCUUGUGCUCUUGGACGUUUGGAGCAGCUCUCUCUCUCUCUCUCUCUCUCUCUCUCUCUCUCUCCAUCUGUCUCCAGUUUGGGUCUGUCUUCUUUUUAGUUUAUAAAAGAGAAAAAGAUUUUAAAAAUAAAGAAAGGUCUGCAGUAGUCAGUGAGAGACAGACAGACGGAAAGGGGCCCAGGUUCUGAAAGGAAUCUUAACAGGAAAGAGCCAUCCCCUCCAGGCUGUUAGGCAAUAGGGUCAAAGUUUUGAUCAUGUGUGUAAUGGGUGUUGGGGAGGGCUAUUUGGAAUGCUGCCUUGUAUCUUUUCCCGAGGCAUGGGCUGCCACCUUCCUCCUGUGCAGGGUCUGUUCAGGGAGAACUGAGCCACUGGCUUACAAGGCGAGUUUUGCUGCCGCAAGGAAAGCAGAAUCACAAAGUUCAGCACUUCCAUUUUCCGUGGACGAAAAACUAAUAGAGUGAGGUCUGCGCCUGCUCUCUGACCCAGUGACCCUAGGUAUUAGGAAUCAAGCCCACUGUUUUACCCUUUCCAGUGUCCUCAUCCUGCUUCUUAGAGCUCGUCCAUACUUUUGCUUGGCCAUUAUUUGGAAUGCAUCUUGUCCCAAUUAAUUCCUCCGUGUCUGUGUGCUUUCCUUGCUGUUCCACAGCUGUGCCUUGCAAAAAUCCAAUCUUACCCGCUGAUCUGAAGCUCAGGUAAGCAAAAUCCCUCUUCAGAUUUUCCACAUAUCUGAUAAGAUCUGAUUCACUGGGUAAGACCGGAUUUUCACAAGGCACAGCCGCAGAACAGCGAGAAAAGCUCUUAGACCUGAGGGAAUGAAUCGGUCCACGAUACGAUCAAAAUACGGUGUCAAGCAAAAAUGUGGAUGAGCCCUUAAUCUCUCUCGGAAGUUGUACAGAUAGGGACUGUUAACAACCUUUUUUUUUUCCAGAGACAGGGGGCUCUGGCACUGAAGACCAUGUUGCUUCCUGGUUCUUGGCACCAAUGAAUAUGCCACAUGAUGCAGUCUGCUUUCAGUUUUGAGGGAUUUUGUGAGAACAAAGGGAUGCAUGUGCAGGCCUGUGAAGAUAAUCAUUUUCUGUUCCACAGAAGCUGUCUUGAGGUGUGCAAAAGUGCUUCUCUCAGGCAUCCCAACAUUGCUGGCAUGGUGUGUCCAGCAAGCACUAAGCUGAGAGGAGUUGACGAACUUUGAGGCUGGAGGGGGCGAUUCAGUCUCAAAUGGUUUUGAGUGACAAAAGCCAGUUGUCUGAGGCCUAGAGGGGGCUGAGCUGCUGCAUGAGAGAGAGAAAGCCGUCACCAUAUCCGUUCUCACAAGAGGUCUUGUAUCUAAACCCAGCAACACCUCCCCCCCCCAAAAAAAAUUCUGUCAGAAAAGACAGACUUUUGGACCACGUCAUCCCUCAGACAAUCUCUGUAUGGUGUGGAAGGGAGAGAGCCCAUCAGUGAUGUGGCCCCCUAGCCCAUUUAGCAAUAGCACUGAGGUUUUUUAUUUGCCCAGGGUGUGGUAAGAAUUUACUUAUCCACCACCUGUUCAUUACCCAAGUGAGGGAACAGCUUUUAAAUAAAACACGGAACCAAGAGCAUUACAGCAAGCUUCAGCAGAUCCAGUUAGGGGCCUGGAGUUUAUUAGAUGCUAUUGCAAUAGGACAGAGCCCAACUUAACAUGGCUGAAGCCCAUUGCAGUCAGACUUCUUGAAUUUGAGGCACAUCCCCAGUGGAAGGAACCGUAGUCAUGGCCUCCACAACCCCUAGGAGAGUUGGGGGUGGGAGUGGGGAAUCUUGCCUGUCCUGUGGCUCGCCUCACGUGCAGAAGAGAGGGAACAAAUCUUGAUGGUCGGCUGGCACUCCGGGAAUCCUGGCCCCUGUUGCUGUGCACUAGAAGCGGGGCUCAGCUCCUCCUCUGAUCACACUAGCAUUCCCAGCUGGGUGCUCAGAUCAGGGCAGAAGCGCCAAUCAAAGACCCUGCUCCAACCUUUUCCUUUUGUCGCCUGGCGACAGACCGCUCCCCACCAACCUGUCCCCAUGUCCCAUGUCUCCAGAUGGGUUAGCACAUUUUCCAUGGGUGGGGAGCCCUGCAUUCCACUUGAUCACUAACACACCCAAUCUGCCUGAUCCACAACUGGGCUGUGACCUUCUAAAGGUUUGGGGGCAUCCCCCCCCCACGAGAGCUAUUUGCCCUCAAUUUGUUCGGUUGAAUUUGUCAUGCCAGAGGCCUUACUUUGCAUAGGGGAGGAGGACCCCCCCCCCCAGGCCCAGGCCUGGUUUUCCCCACUACUCUGGGAGACACACACACACACACACACACACACACACCGUUCCUCCAUCGCACCCACAGACCCAGCACCCAUGCCUCACUGAGGCUGUAGCAGCCUGCCCGCCCCCAGCCCCGCUUGCAUCAAAGCCUUAUUUCUCCUCUUCGUAGGUAGAUUUUGCUUUCAAAUGGACCAGGCCAGGUGGUCUCGGAAGGCCUUGAAGGGAGCUGGAGACACUGCAGAAGGGAGCCCUCCACCCCUGUUACAGCUGCCAGCAUGCAGCUUAAACCCUCUCUGCCUUCCUUUUGAUACAAACUCCUGCUCAAGGCAAUAAUCUGAGGCUUGAUGGACUUGGGAAGAAUUGAGCAGGCACACAUAUCUCUCUCUCUCUCUCUCUCUCACACACACACACACCAGCCAAACUCUUGAGCCCUCCCCAGUUGGGCUACUUCAGCUGCACCUUCUUCAUGUAUGAUGCAGUUUGGCUUCUUCCUGCCUUUCACCCCACCACACCGCCCCUCCCCACCAAUGCACUGACUCUCCCCCCAUCUCUAUGCAGGAUCCGGAAGCUGUUGGUGGGUGGGAAACCCCGUAAGGGCUUUAGGUAAACCUUGCACUUUUUCAGGCAUGCUCCGUGGAGGUCAGCCAAGAAGGCAGGUUUCUCAGGACUCCACAAAUAACCAACAGUCUCUUUUAUUAUUAUUGUUGUUGUUGUUAUUACUAUUAUUAUUUUUUAUUUAAAAAAGAAUUGAAGCUUUCCCCCUUCCUUCCUUCCUUCCUUCCUUCCUUCCUUCCUUCCUUCCUUCCUUCCUUCCUUCCUUCCUUCCUUUUUGAAAAUCUCCAUUCCUCCUAAUACAAACGAUCCCUUUCUUGGUGCCACAAAUGUAGGGUCCUUCGAAGCUGUUCAAAGCAGUGUGUGUUUGUUUGUUUGUUGGGGGGGGGGAGAACCCUCUGUCUUAGAAUGUGGGUGGUAGCAGGGCUAGUACACUCAUGAGGCAUAGUGAGGUAGUCGCCUCAGGUGGCAGGCUGGGAAGGAACAGCAGAUUUGGCCCAGAGAAGCACCCCCACCCAUCUCCUCUGCUUCUCUCCCACCUCCACCAUCGUCUCUGCUGCUGCCACCCCUGCUUCUCUCCAGCCUUUUUCAUCUUCCACUCACUGGGACUUCUCCAAACCGCCUCCAGCAGCAGUGGAGGAGAUGGCAUGGGGGACACCUGUUUUCUGUUUUGCCUCAAGCGGCAUUUGCCGUGGGCCAUCCAUGGGUGGUAGAUAUAUCUGCAGGAAAUGCCAACCCAAGGUCUUGAUUGGAAGGGAUGAUGCUGGUUUCAGCCUAAGGUUUUGUGGUUUGCAUUUUGCUUCUUACCUUCCCUGCAGCACAAAUUGGUUUCUUGAAUCAUACUGCCUUGGACAAAAACAUCUGUCCGUUUUCUUGAUUUAAUGCAGGUCAGGCGGGGUCCCAGGGUCUGUUCAGCAACUUUUGGAAAUCAAGGACUACCAAAUCCAGGCUGGCUUUACCAUGUCAUCACACUGUUUUCCAAGUCAGGGAGAGUUUGUGUCAGACUCAAAACAACAUUUUAAAAAGGGGGCCAGGGUUUUUCUUUUGCUAUUUUUUUUAAAGGGGGGGUUUAUAGAUACAUUUCUUAGAUAGCAGAUCCUGUGGGGGGAGGCAAACAAGAAACAGGAAGGUAUGAAAUGCCAGGCUGAAUGGAACUGAAAUCACUCUCUUUGAAUGUGCUACGUUGAGAAACUUGAUUUCCUGUAAGAAAACCGUGGAAAUUGCAUAUUCUUCAUCUUUGCCUAUAGAGGGAAAUACUCCAAACACACGUACGUGUCCACCACAACAUGGGAGGCAGUUCCCCUCCAUAAAACUGACUUUACAGGGAAUUUUGACCUCCUGUCCAUGAUCCUUGCCACCUUAAUAAGUAAGGUCUUUCUUGACAUCACUUGUCGCCACAGGUUUGUGCGCAAUAAAUUGCAGGAGGUUCCAACGCCAAGGUUAGUUUUGGUCCUCGUCCAAAAGGGAGCAAACUCAUCCAGUUGUGCACAGCCAAAUAAAAAGGGGGAAUGGGGGAGAGGAGGAGGAUCAGAUAUUUUUGUGUGUGUCUGACUUAAUGGGUCCUAAAACAGUUUCUUUGUUGUUGUUCUCCCCACCCCGCCCCUUCGGAAGAACAUUUCUUUCUGGAUUUUUGAGGUUUUAUUUUGUGUAAAUAUCUAGUCUUUUUUGGAAAAAAAUAUAAUGUAAAGAUGUUUUGUAUAAACUCUGGAUUAUUUUCUGGUUGCUUUUUCUUAGAAAAAAACAAAACAAAUGAGAACCUAAAAAAAACACACACACACACAAGAACGGGUGUAAAACAUUUUGUCAUGCUGCAGUCCGGCUUAGCAGGGUUCAUCCAUCAAACAUGGGGUGUCAUUGCCUGUGUGCUAUCCUCCCAAAAGCCAGGCGGGAAUCCACAGUGGAAAAAACAGUCCCAGUGCAAAAAAGAGGCAUCAUUAGACUAAGUGACACUUGGGGUCCUUUCUAAUACUACAAUUUUGUGGGAGAGGAGAGGAGAGGAGACAUGGGAUAGGCACUGACCAUUUGGCAAUCUCUGGGUUGG